This is a messenger RNA of Myxocyprinus asiaticus (Chinese sucker), 1763 nucleotides long. RefSeq names its product coiled-coil domain-containing protein 28A-like. The record is from RefSeq and is a predicted model, not a curated record. NCBI's taxonomy places the organism in Eukaryota, Metazoa, Chordata, Actinopteri, Cypriniformes, Catostomidae. The coding region runs from base 386 to 937 and encodes 183 amino acids. The transcript has 6 exons.
UUCUCUCAUACGAUUCUGACCGUGUACAUUGCUCUUUCGACGACUACUGGUCUUGUGGUGUACGAGUCACACCGCACCUUGCACGAACUGUUUUGCAGAUUUUAGACAAUGCUGUGGCGUUUUAUUGUAAACUGACAGUGUUAGAAAGCGUUUGUUUAUGCACACGAUAACAGUUUAAUAUCACGGGACGAUGUUUAUAUUCAUUUUUUUUUCUUUUUUUUUUUUCAAAAUGGUUGUCUCCUUGCUCAAUGUGAAUAAAACGCUUACAUUCAGAGGUCGUGACAGAUUAGGAUUAGAGAACGUCACUGAAACUACAGUAGAGUUCAAGUAGUUUACAGUGCCACUGCCAUCAGUAGCACUUAUAUGAGACAAUUUGAAUGACACAAUGGAGGAGAAAAACAAGAAACGUAAAAGCCCAAGACCGCCUUCCAACCAGCCGCCUCCCCCGGUCACUGCACGAAAAACUACGACGUCCAACAGUAGAUCAUUAGGUGUCAGUGGCAUGGGUCCCCACACAAAUCAGAGGACAAAAUAUCGCAGGGGAGUGAGAGAUAAACCCAGGCCUCAAAGUCAGUCGGGCAAAAGUAACCAGUCGGCCCCCAUCCAGCACUCGUUUCUUACAGAUGUGUCUGAUGUACAGGAGAUGGAGAAGGGUCUGCUCGGCCUCCUUAAUGACUUCCACUCUGGAAAAUUACAAGCCUUUGGUAAUGAGUGUUCCAUCGAUCAGAUGGAGCAUGUGCGAGAAAUGCAGGAAACACUGGCUCGCCUGCAAUUUGAUCUGUAUGGAGAAGUGGAUGAGAUGCCGGAGGACCAGAAGAAGUCAGCUUAUGACACUAACAUGGAUAAACUUUUAUCAAAUCUGGAAGAGUUGAGCUCCUCAAUACAAAAGCUAAACCUUGCUGACAGUCAGGAUGUCCCCAGAACUUCCAGCAUAUGAACUAUAAAGGUUUUAAAGUGUCUACCACGGAGCAUACAGUGUUCAUAUCUACCACAGAAUCACUAUGAUGAGAUGGCAGUAUUAUAGUCCUGCAUCUGUGAUACUGUGGAACUUAAACCUAUAGAAUUGGUCAUUUUGGCUUGUUUGCAAUCUAUAGUUUUAGAGAUACAAUAUCAAAGAAAUAAUCCAAGCAAUCAUGAUGAAUUGCACACCUGAUUUGGUGUCUUUCGUAUGGGAUCAUUUGAUAUUGUUACCAUAAGAAAUGUUUCUCAAGAUAAUGUUUUCUUACAUUGUGAGAUCUAAUCAAUUAUGUCUUAAAUGUUGCCUUUGAGUUGUACAAUAACAGCACCUUUGCAUUAUCACUAAUUCACUUUAACAAGGGACAGUCUGGGUUUUUCUUUAAGGUUCAGUUUGUUUCUUAACCAAGUCAGGUCUGAAGGCAAUUCAUAGAAAGAUAAUGGCUGUUUUCAUCAAGAUGUCAAUUCCUCAAGACUACUGAGACUGCAAAAUGAAAGUGAAAUUACAUUACAUAUAUAUUUUGCUGUUAUAGUCAUAUAGUUACACAUUUUGAUUUAAAUCAAUGAAAUGUAAAGUGUAAACUACUGCUGGUACUUGUUGAUUGUCUAACUAUUAAUUCAAUGCAUCAAACAAACACAUUGUAAUGUCAAGUUGGAUGAACAGUAAGGUAUGAUCCACAUCUUAUUUUUCCAUUUAAGUAGGCUGCAUAUGCUAAGAUUAUCUCUAUGCAUGCAUGUCUUAGCGAAUAUGCAUCAGCUGAUGAAAGAAACAUAGCUUUCACUUUUAUAAUAAAAUAACCAUAACAUGA